UAUUCCCAGUCGUAUGUCGUUUAAUACUGAUGCCGACUACUUUUCGAUAGUAACAACCGAAAUGUAAACAACAAUUUCUGUUAAGUUCAUUUAGUAAUAAUCAUCCCCACCUGGUUUACAUGUAUGAAGUUUUAACAAUGUACUAGUGUUGAUCGUGAAAAGUGUAAUUCUGUGGAAGAUGGGCUAUGUCGAAACAGCCGUUAUGCGAUUUUGGAACCCUCGUAAGAAUUUCUGAUUCUGACGAAGAGGAGGGUGGAAGAAGAAAAAGAAAUAUGAAACGACACGGAACUCAUUCUUCCGAUGGAAAAUCUAGACCUUCUACGGUUAGCAAGGAUGAUCAAAAGGAGGAGAAUGGUGUCUGGUUUUGGGUGAAUAAGAAUGGCUUCCCAAUUGACGAUAUGACAUGGGAACGAAUGUGGGACCAUGUUGCAAAGAUUCACCCUGAUGGUCAUAAAAUGGUCACAUCUAUAAGAGGUGGCAAUCAUGGACAGGUAACAAUUCCACAACCUCCAACUAGUUUUUCUCCUUCAGUCACUAUUUAUGAAAGAUUAGAGAAGAUCCAGAAUUACAUGAACACACUUCAAUACAAUCAUACUGGUACUCAGUUCUUUGAAAUCAAGAAAAAUAGACCAUUGUCUGGAUUGUUGGAAGUUGCAAAGGACAUGAUAAGAGAAUCACUGCCAAUCAAAUGUCUUGAAGCUAUUAUUCUUGGAGUAUUCCUGACAAAUGGCUUUAUGGGGAUGGAAAGAUUUGCAAUUAGUUUUAAGACACAGUUUAAUGGUAAUACUCAUCGUCAUGUUGUAUUAGGAGUGUAUCACGCUGGACGUUACGGGGCACUAGGUAUGUCUCGUAGGGAUGAUCUCAUGUAUAAACCUUUAAUCUUCAAGUCAUUGUCAGAGCUGGUCUUAGAUUAUGAAAGAGCUUAUAAGAAAUACUGGCAUGAUGUUAAGAAAAUCAAGAUUGGUCUUCCUAUAUCACAUGAUCCACAUAGUUAUGAGUUUAUUAAUUGGAAGUCUUUGACCUUGACCCGUAAUCGUCUUACACAACAAGAGCUCAUCAAAGAGAUAGAUACUCAUGCUAAGGAGAUCAGAACAAAGGGACUUCAUAGAGACUUUGAGUCACCUACAUGUUUGUACUCUUCAAGAAAAAAGUCACGAUCCUGGUCAGUUCCACAGACAAGUUCCCCACGGAAGUCACAUUCAUUUAUAGAUGUAAACAGGACUAGAGCUUCCAAAUCUACUGGCGUCCAAUCACCACAGUCAAGUUAUGGACAGGCUAUCAAACUAUAUCAAGGGGCAACAGCAAAGGAAGUAAUGAGUGCUGGGAAAAAGAAGGAACAACCAGACAUCUCAGAAUACCAGAUUCGAAUUUAACUUUUGAAAUGUUCUCGCAAUUCUCACAUCAGAAUUAUGAUCUCAGAAUUAUCAUCCUGUUUUUAUGACAUCUUUAUAUGUGAAGACUGUAUAGAGAUUAUACAACACAAGUGCCAAUGUUUUGUAGGUUAGCUGAAAUAUUUAUAUGUUAAAAUAUAGGGUAACAUGUGUGUGAGAGAAUGACAAUCUGACAUGAAAGAAAGUGACCAAGCACUUUUAUAUACAUGUACUAUCUGAGAAAUUGAUGAGUGAUGAAUUAAUUCUAUGUGGAAUAAGUUUAUUUAUACUGUGAUACUGAUUCAUGUGAUUUUUGUAAAAAAAAGUAUUAUUUAUAAAAAGUAAAUGGAUUUGAAGCUUAGAAUGUUUGAGGGAAAAAAAACCUUAAGAUAUCAUGCUGAGAGGGUAGGGGGGAGUGUUGUUUGGGGUCAUUCAGUUCAUAGUGUGUGGUUAUGACAUGUGAUGAUAUCUAGUCAUCAACUUGAUGAGAAUCAUUUGACUGUGAUAUACCAGUAUAUAUGUGCUGAUUUUAUUUGUAUACAAAAUAACUUUAUAUUUUCUCUGAAUAAUAUAAGUUUUUGUUUUUUAUUUAUUUUUAUAUACAUUGUACUAAUAUUGGAUUAAUGCUUCGAAAAUUAUUUUCAUUUAUAUAUAGCUGUUGGUGUUGUUGUUACAGGCAUAACACGUUUUAUGUGUUAUGCUUAUAGCUUACUUGCUGUGUCAUAUUUAUUAUAAAUAUUCAUAUUUUAAAUUUUUAUCACAUGCUCAUUUGAUAGGGGACCAAGUAAAGUAUGUGGAUAGAUGUUAGUUGGUUAUUAAUCCCUUGAUAAUAGUUCAGUAACUCAAACCUGUUUGAUGUACAAUAACCAUGGAAAUUACCUUUUCUGGAGUAAUAGAUCAAAGGCCAUUGUCACAGCAGCCUUAAAAUCAAAUAAUAAGAGUAAUUAAAUACUAUACUGGGCAGGAACCAGUUUACGGACAGAAUUCGAGUUUUUUUAAUUGUCUAUUUUUAAAUAAUAAACAUGCAUUUAUAAAACUAACAUACCAAAAACCUGAGCUCUAACACAAUUAAUACUGCCUGGUGACGUAAGCAAUGUACAAACUGAAGGGUUAAAUUAGGUCAUCAAUAGUGUAAAUUGUUCACUCUUGCAGAACCAGUUUCCGGACAUAUAUUAAGCUGCUAUUCAUAUCUGUUUUAACUGAUAAUUAUUCUAAUAUAACAAAAAAUUUCUUCUCACAUAUUAGCUUUCUUAUAUAAUUAAGCUGAUUUACUGAAAAAUGUUUAUGAUAGGAAAAAUAACGAUCAGGUGAUGGGUCUCGGAAUGACUGAAAAGUGAAACGGAUAUUUUUGUGUGUACGGCAGCAACGAAGUGCGAAAGUGGAGUAAACCUAGCUAAACACCAUUUUCCGAUACGUUACAGAUUUAGCUAUUGGGAAUUACACCCAAUGAACUUCGAAUGAAGUACAUUGUGCAUUAAUUGCUACCCCAAAUUAUAUCCCAAAAUAAACAAAAUAUUGCGCAUGCGCAGAACCAAUUACAUGCCCCAAAGGGAUAUAAGGCUGUUUUUAAAACACAGGUAAGAUAUCCUCACGAAAUUUUAAUGAUGUAUCAACUUGGAAGGAAGUUUAUUUUCUCAAACAAUCAAACCAAGCAUCUUCAUGACAUAUAAUACCGAUCGUCAUCGAUAAAGCCAAAAUUAAGCCGUUAUAAUACUUGUCCGGAAACUGGUAUUGUCCGGAAACUGGUUCCUGCCCAGUAUAGUUUUUAAAAUUUUACACUUUCUUUUCUAAACAAUCAGCAUGAUACAGGAUGACAGAUAUAAGUCUGUUUUGUUGCUCAACAUGGUUUCUUAGACUUUAAAAUUAAAUGCCCAACAUGACUUGAAUUUAAAGGGUUGAAUAUUUUACCAGGUUAUUCUUUACUACCUGCACCAAUCCCACACUCACAGGCUGUUUUGAGGAUCCUACUUAUUUUAUAAAUGUUUACAAAUGCUUUGUUUUGAAAUUGUGUAUUUGAUGAAAUUUUACAUAAUGAUUGUAGAAUAGGGCAAUUUGAUUUACAUUUUUAGCUCAUCUGUUCAAAGAAAAUGCUGAUCUAUUAUGAUCGCUGACUUGUCAACAUUGUUGUCAUGUUGUCACGUGCAAAAACCUGGAAUGCUUGCUUAUCAUGACAACACGCAUUAAGAAUACUAGUCUUUAAUCUGAAAGCUUUAUAUUUGGAGAUAUGCCCGUUUUUUACAUAGAAUUUUGUCAGAAAUUGCUUAAUAAGUAUAAUGGUUUUAAAACUAUGAAAGCUGUCAACUUGGAAUUCUGUUUUAUGAUUACAAAGCAUAGUUGUAACAAAAGGGACUUUUACUUAGAGAUAUAUUUGUGGAGUUAUGCCCCUUUGUAGCUUAGAAUGUUUAUAAAAAUUGGUAAUUAAUUAAUUAAUGAUAAUGGUUUCCCAUAUCAGGUGAGAAUUGACACUACAUGCAGUGCUCUUGUUGUAAAUGCUUAUUUCAAGAGAAUUAUUUAUCAAUGUUAUUGAUAAAAGCUUAUUGCCUAUUUAAAGUUCUAUACAUGUAUUAUGCUCAAAUUUGAUAUUUACAAAACCUUAUAAUUAACUUACAGUCUCCUUUUUAAAUGGAAAAUAAACAUCUUGUUUAGAACUUACAGAUAGGUAUGUUACAUCAUCCAUCACAAAACUUGUCUAGACUACUCCUGUGAUUGUUUUUAAGAAAGGACCACACUAACUAGGCAAGUAAUAGGAAAUACAGCUUCCCAAACAUAGUAUGCACACUCUUUAUCAUAUUAGACAUAUGAAAUAAGAAUUUCCUAGAAUUCAAUGAAUUUCUGCAAUAAAAGUAUUUCACCCAAAGAUGAACAUAGUAUAUAUCUUUAACCUAUCUUUUUUUUUUAGCUCACCUGAGCAUGCUCAGGGUGAGCUUUUAGGAUCGAUGAUUGUCCGUCGUCCGUCCGUCGUCCGUCCGUUCACAUUUUGUUGUCAACACUCUAGCGGUCGCAUUUUUGCCUCAAUCAUCAUCAAACUUGGUCAGGAUGCUUAUCUAGUUGAUAGCUCGGAUGAGUUCGAACAUGGGUCAUCUCGGAUGAAAAACUAGGUCACAAGAGCUAAAAAUAGAAAAACCUUGUUAACACUCUAGAGGUCACAUUUUUGCCUCAAUCAUCAUCAAACUUGGUCAGGAUGUUUGUCUAGGUGAUAGCUCGGAUGAGUUCGAACAUGGGUCAUCUCGGAUGAAAAAGUAGGUCACCGGAGCUAAAAAUAGAAAAACCUUGUUAACACUCCAGCGGUCACAUUUUUGCCUCAAUCAUCAUCAAACUUGGUCAGGAUGCUUAUCUAGUUGAUAGCUAGGAUGAGUUCGAACAUGGGUCAUCUCGGAUGAAAAACUAGGUCACAAGAGCUAAAAAUAGAAAAACCUUGUUAACACUCUAGAGGUCACAUUUUUGCCUCAAUCAUCAUCAAACUUGGUCAGGAUGUUUGUCUAGGUGAUAGCUUGAAUGAGUUCGAACAUGGGUCAUCUCGGAUGAAAAAGUAGGUCACCGGAGCUAAAAAUAGAAAAACCUUGUUAACACUCUAGCGGUCACAUUUUGGCAUCAAUCAUCAUCAAACUUGGUCAGGAAGCUUGUCUAGGUGAUAGCUCGGAUGAGUUCGAACAUGGGUCAUCUCUGAUGAAAAAGUAGGUCACUGGAGCUAAAAAUAGAAAAACCUUGUUAACACUCCAGCGGUCACAUUUUUGCAUCAAUCAUCAUCAAACUUGGUCAGGUUGCUUGUCUAGGUGAUAGCUUGAAUGAGUUCGAACAUGGGUCAUCUCGGAUGAAAAAGUAGGUCACAAGAGCUAAAAAUAGAAAAACUUUGUUAACACACUAGCGGUCACAUUUUUGCCUCAAUCAUCAUCAAACUUGGUCAGGAUGCUUGUCUAGGUGAUAGCUUGCAUGAGUUCGAACAUGGGUCAUCUCAGAUGAAAAACUAGGUCACCGGAGCUAAAAAUAGAAAAACCUUGUUAACACUCCAGCGGUCACAUUUUUGCCUCAAUCAUCAUAAAACUUAAUCAGGAUGCUUAUCUAUUUGAUAGCUCGGAUGAGUUCGAACAUUUGUCAUCUCGGAUGAAAAACUAGGUCACAAGAGCUAAAAAUAGAAAAACCUUGUUAACACUCUAGCGGUCACAAUUUUGCCUUAAUCAUCAUCAAACUUGGUCAGGAUGUUUGUCUAGUUGAUAGCUUGGAUGAGUUCGAACAUUGGUCAUCUCGGAUGAAAAACUAGGUCACAGGAGCUAAAAAUAGAAAAAUCUUGUUAACACUCUAGUGGCCACUGUUUUGAUCCAAAUAUCCUGUAAAUUGGUCUGAAAGUUUGUUUUGAUGAUUUCUAAGUCAAGUUCGAACAUGGGUCAUCUUGGAUGAAAAACUAGGUCACACCGCCCAAAUAUUGAAAAACCUUGUUAACAUUCUAGUGGUCACAUUUUCGACUCAAUUAUCAUCAAACUUGGUCAGGAUGCUUGUCUAAGUAAUUGCUCGGAUGAGUUGGAAAUCGCAUGUGAAACUAGGUCACCGGAGCUAAAAAUAGAAAAAUCUUGUUAACACUCUAGUUGCUACUGUUUUGAUCCAAGUAUCCUGGAAAUUGGUCUGAAAGUUUGUUUUGAUGAUUUCUAGGUCAAGUUUGAAUAUUGGUCACCUGGGUAAAAAACUAGGUCACACUGCUCAAAUAUGGAUAAUCCUUGUUAACACUGUAGUGGUCACAUUUUUGGCUCACCUGUCAUGAGACUUGGUCAGAAUGCUUGUCUAGGUAAUUGUUUGGAUGAGUUUGUUGGGUCAGGUGAGUGAUCUAGGGCCAUCAUGGCCCUCUUGUUUAGUCAAAUGAUGCGUCUUUUAACCUUUAUUUUAAUGGCAGUCUGUUCUUUGUUAUUUUGAUAGAUAAUUGAUAUAUAAAUGAUUGUGUUAAUUGAAUUAUUUCAAUAUCGAGUAUUGUUCUAAUUAAUUUGACUGCAAGUAAAGAUACUGAAAAAAUAGCCAUUAUAGGAAAACAAUAUUGAGUAUUGAAAGAUUGAAGAUUUCUUGUGAUAAAUUUUAGAAUAUCUAUACAUUGUUGUGUUGUUUUUCUUUUAUCACUAUAAUUUUUUAAAAGUAUAUAAUAUAUUUGCAACAUAUAUAUUUUGUUGUUGUUGUAAUUGUAGUAGUAUUGCUAUGGAAAAAAAUAAAAUUUA
Messenger RNA from Ruditapes philippinarum (Manila clam), 6565 nucleotides. Its product is annotated as tubulinyl-Tyr carboxypeptidase 2-like. Lineage: Eukaryota; Metazoa; Mollusca; Bivalvia; Venerida; Veneridae. The transcript has 11 exons. Bases 186 to 1373 code for a protein of 395 amino acids. Gene Ontology annotation, cellular component: cytoplasm. The record is from RefSeq and is a predicted model, not a curated record. Gene Ontology annotation, biological process: regulation of angiogenesis.